AUGAGGGUCCCCAGAUCUCUGUGUGAAGGCCUUGUGGAGGCCAUUCCCAAGCGAUGCUCCUGGAGAAGAUACACGGGGGAGGAUCUCUCCGAACACCAAAAAGAAAGCUUGAAGGCUUACAGUGCCGACCUGAACAGGGUAUUUAAACAUGCACGACUUCAGAUCCUUGAAGGGGAAAUGGCAAAGACGGCCAUGACGAGUCCGAUAGGGAUAGGGGUGAUCCGCGGAAUCGUUUUCUGCUCUGCUGUAAUUGUAAACAAGGACAGCCCGCGACCAGAGGCCGACAUAGAGGCCGGCAUGAUAGGCCAGCUGUUCAUCUUAAAGGCUAUUUCACUGGAUCUACAGAAUGUGUGGAUUGGCGCCGUCAACAUAUUUGGACAGAGCAAGGUGCUUAAGAAGAACGGACUGAUCAACUCUGAGACCGAAAGCGUCGUAGCAUUCCUCCCUGUAGGCCACGCCGUGAAUCCUGAGUACGGCCAGACGCGACGACCUCCAUUAGAGAAGUUUCUGGUUUGUCCACCCUCCAUACAGAACACCCCUGAUGUCCAGACAGUGGCUAACGCCGUUCUUCGUUCGCCAAGUGCCCUAAAUCGCAUGCCCUAUAAGUUGAUUGUCAGGCCGACUGAGGGCAUGAACGUUGGAGGACCAUCUAUCGCCAGCAUUCACUUGACGGUGUCCAGUCCAACGGUGUCUGGAAACUACUUGUCACAUUGGUUGGACGCGGGAAUCGGAGCAGUGCACGCUCUUUUGGCUCUCCAAACAUUAGAUAUUUGUGCAGACAAGGAUGCCAUAGAAAUAUCGCAUCUGCUUGGAGAGGAGAAUGCUAUAAUCUUGAGGCUACAAGCACAUAAUUAA
Molecule: messenger RNA, 855 nt
Organism: Giardia duodenalis
Lineage: Eukaryota; Fornicata; Diplomonadida; Hexamitidae
Product: putative TM nitroreductase
Exons: 1
Coding region: 1-855 (284 amino acids)
Molecular function (GO): oxidoreductase activity
Source: RefSeq, a predicted model, not a curated record